CAUCCUACUUUCAGUUGGAUGGCAGCAGGCGGCUGCUCGGCUGACACGUAACUAAAGUUAAAGGUGCUGAGGAGGCCUCGUCGCGGAGUUAAGUUUUAACUUUUUUUCCCCACUGGGCUCGCCCCGAAACGCGUUGUCAACUGUGAAAUGUGAACGGGGAGAGGAAGGGUCCAGCCUCGGGAUUGUGUCGCGUUUGAGCGACGACGAACGAGAGUUUGACCUGAAGUCAGAGCAACAAACCCGAGCGGCUACUUUGAAGUCGCAGGCGACAGGGGGAUAGUUGGAUGUGGCUGUGCUAAAAUAAUGUACACACACAUUAGCAGCUAACGCUUGUUUUCUGCGUGGAAAAUGCUCGGGGAGUGAGGGGAAAGGAGGAGGGGGUUUCUUUCGUCUUCACGGGAGGUAGAGAGGGAGCGAGAGAGAGAGAGAAAAAAAAGUUGUGUUGGAAGUUUCCAGCGGCAGAGACGGGGCUUGUUCGCGCAGACAGCGGGGAGGGGUGCGGGUCCAACAUGGGAAACGGGGUUUGCUCCCGGAGGCAGCGGAGGAUCUUCCAGUGCCUUCUGCUGGUCACCGUGGUGUGCGGGCUGAUGUACGGGGGCAUGCUAUCCUACGAGAUGCACAAGCAGCUCAAGAGGACCGAGGCGAUGGCGCUCAAGUAUCAGCAGCACCAGGAGUCGCUCUCGGCUCAGCUCCAAGUGGUGUACGAGCAUCGCUCCAGGUUGGAGAAGUCUCUGCAGAAGGAGAGGCUGGAGCACAAAAAGGCCAAAGAAGAUUAUCUGGUUUAUAAACUGGAAGCACAACAGUCACUGAACAAGGAGAAGCAAGACUCCAGCAGCAGAUUCAACUCUUUACAAGUGCAGCAUCAGAUGUUAAAGAAUCAGCACGAGGACCUGAAAAGGCAGUACUACGAUCUGCAGGAGCAGCAUCAGGUCCAGGGAGAGGACCACGGCCGGCUGCUGGACGAACACAAGGACCGCUACGAGAAACUGCAGCAAACCAAAGAGGCGGAGAUCUCCCAGCUCAAAGAUAAUGUAUAUAAUCUGAGAGAGGAGAAUAAACAGCUGAGGAAAGCUCAUCACGACAUUCACACGCAGCUGCAGGACGCGCGGGUGCAGCAUCUGGACCUGAAGGCCGCUCAUGACCAGCUCGCACUGACGCUGGAAGACCACAAGAGUGCGCUGGCUGCAGCUCAGGUGCAGUUGGAUCAGUUCAAGCAGCUCAAGGGCUCCGUGGACAGAGGACCCAACGUGAUCCAGUCUAAGCAGCAGCCACAAGCAGCCACCACAGCCCCUGAGUCUCAUGUCCAUGAAGCCCAGCAGACAACCGGGCUGGAACACAAAAACGAGCCCGUCCACGAGGAUCAGCAGCAUCACCAGGACACUGAGUCGAGGGUGGUCCAGCCUCAGAUCAAGACUGACCCCGGUGUCUCCCAGCACACUUUGGCAGAAAAAGAGGAUGAUGGAGAGGGAGAGGCGGAGAGGAGGAGGGAGCUGGCUGAGGAGGAGAUGGCCCAAGCAGGGCAGCCCCAGAAGCUGGAGGAGGACCCAGACCAACCACAGGAUGAGCAGCAGGAGGAGGAGGAGGAGCCAGAGCAGCCGGACGAGAACGCCUUGGACCGGCAGAGACGGCAGCCACAGCAGGGUCUGCAGGAGGAGGCCCAGCUGCACCACCAGGCGCCAGCCCCGGUGGAGCAUGGGAAGUCGGCCUACGAGCAGCAGCAGGAGCAGCAGCGUCUGGAGGCCCAGAGGGCCGAGGAGCGCAGGCAGAUCCAGAUGAGACAGGAGGCCCUGCAGGCCCAGAGAGAUAAGGUGCUGAGGGAGAGAGAGCAGAGGCUGAAGGAGGAGCAGGAGAGAGAGGAGCAGCAUCACAGGGAGGCCGACAGACGGGAGCAGCUGCUCAAACAGGAGCACCAAAGGAAGAGGACAGAGUAUGAGAAUCUGGACAAUGACAUCGUUCAAGGAGAAGAGGAGCACCACACCAAUGACGAAGAAGAGAGAGAUGGUCACAUGUUGCACGAGGAGGAUGAGAAGCAAGAAUCGGAUCACAGAGGGCCUGCACAUCAUCAGGGCGCUGUAGACGGUGAACUAGACCCAGAGGACGACCCCAAUAACCAGGGAGAGGACGAGUUUGAGGAGGCCGAGGAUGAGCGGCACGCGCACAAGGUCGCCCAAGAGGAGGAAGAGGGGGUGGAAGAGGAAGAGGAGCCGGCGGCACCGGCCAGGCACGGAGACACACACCCUGAACAGCCUGCUGUGGAGGAGGAACUGGUGAUGGCUGGAAACCCAGAUCAACAAGAAGACACGCUGGACGACCAGUACCAGGAGGAAGGAGAGGAUGAGGCCCAGGACGACAUAGCUGGUGGUCAGAAGAGAGAGGAAGAGGAAGUGGAAGAGGAAGGAGAGGAUCCGUAUAAUGAGGAGAACGUAGAACAGGAUGAAGCAAAAAACCAGGAAGGACCAAGAAAGGAGGGAGAUCAUCAGAACGGCGGGAAGAAUAACGAGGAAGAGAAUUACGAGGAGGAAGAAGACGAUUUGGAGGUGGAUGCGGCUGCUGGAGACAAGGGAACCAACCGCAGAGCAGAAAUGUAGUUCCUUUCCAGGCUGCCCGUAGAGCCAAUCAGGUCUUUUUUUCCCUUGGUUCCCAAAGGAAUUAAGCCAGCCAUCCGUUUGGAAUUCCAAACAGGAAAAUUGGAAUAUCAUUCCUGGAAGAUGGGCAUGUUAAUCCAAAAACAUUGUGAGUUUGGAACGGAUCAGCUUACACUGUGGAAACGGACACAAUUUUUCAGUAAAUGGGAUGUAUACUGUAUCAUUUUUACUCAUUUGCUUUUACUCGCACGUCUGCCUGGCUGCCUGUGUGGGUCUGUGUUUCAAACAGCGGUCAAACAGAGAAUGUAUUUUAUCAGUGUGCUCUCCUUGAGUAUGUUUAAAGCAAGUAAAGAUAAAUUAUCUUUAUGUCCUCAUGUUCGUGCCUUUAUAUGUAUGUUUUAUGCAGACUGAUGUUUCCUUUGUAGAGCUCAGAUGUUAAUUUACAUCUCCCAUUCCAAUCUGUUGUUUUCUGUUAUUUAUUGUCUAUGACAAUCGUACAAGGUGCAGCAUUUUUAUUUUUUCUUCUGACUGAAUUAGUUUGUGUCAUGAUAACUUUUACCAACUGAUAAGCAGGAGCCUUUUCACUGGAUAGUUCUGCAGAAGGCAAAAAGACGUUUCUGGUGAAGCUGUUCUGUGCUGAAAGUGUCACGCUGACAUGUGCCUUUCCCUUGUUGGAAACUUCUUUUAGGUCUUAGUCUUUUUAAAGCAUUGUAAUCGGAAAAAAAAGCUAAGAGCAUGCCAGUCCCGCUGGAGCCAAUGUCUCACCCUGUCUCAUCAACUGCUGGUGUGAAUUCCAUUCACAAACCUAAUGCGUCUGUAGUCUACUGUACAAUGUAUAGUAAAAUAAAUGCUGAAUAUUUGUACAUUUGUA
Messenger RNA from Mugil cephalus (flathead mullet), 3456 nucleotides. RefSeq names its product golgi integral membrane protein 4a (gene golim4a). The transcript has 16 exons. The record is from RefSeq and is a predicted model, not a curated record. Lineage: Eukaryota; Metazoa; Chordata; Actinopteri; Mugiliformes; Mugilidae. Gene Ontology annotation, cellular component: Golgi membrane; Golgi apparatus. The coding region runs from base 510 to 2588 and encodes 692 amino acids.